Sclerotinia sclerotiorum 1980 UF-70 is the source of this 708-nucleotide messenger RNA. RefSeq lists its product as hypothetical. Lineage: Eukaryota; Fungi; Ascomycota; Leotiomycetes; Helotiales; Sclerotiniaceae. The record is from RefSeq and is a predicted model, not a curated record. Gene Ontology annotation, biological process: mitotic cell cycle. Bases 1 to 708 code for a protein of 235 amino acids. Gene Ontology annotation, cellular component: DASH complex; mitotic spindle. The transcript is spliced from 2 exons.
AUGGCUACCCCAGAUAUUGGCAAGCUAGACCUAUCAGAAUCAGACAAUGAGGAUCUUUUUGCAUCCCCCUCCAGACCUUCAAAAUCGAAAUUAAAGGCACCAAACAAAACUGCAGAGAGCAGCGGGCCGGCGCAUAGAAGUGGAGGAUCAAAAUAUGAUGCUGAGACAGCAAGGGAAGCGGCUCUGCAGAAGGAAUUAGAAGGAGUACGCAAUAUCAAUGAACUUAUAGAAGGAGUGCUGGGCAGCUUAGAUCUUGCCAAAGGAAACAUGGAUACAGUUUCACAAACAGUCACAUCAGCCUCAACGCUGCUUAAUACAUGGAUUCGCAUACUAUCGCAGACGGAACACAAUCAAAGGUUGAUCCUAAAUCCGAAUUGGCGAGGUGCAAGUCAGGACAUUGCAGAUAUGGAGAAUGAGCAGGUGUUGAAAGCUCAAGCUGCUGAACGUCGAGCAGCGGAGGAGGAGCGAAGAAGAGAAGCUGCGAGGCAAAGAGCGGAGGACGAGGAACGGCAAAGACAAGCCGGCACAACAGCUCGUGGUAGUAGGGGAGGGAGAGGCAGGACUAGAGGAGGGUUGUCAAGAACUGGAAGUGUUAGCUCGUCAGGAUAUGGUCGUGGAAGUUCGACAGGUUCAAGCACAGGCACUGGCAGAGGUGGGUCAGGUAUUGGCCGAGGUAUCCCACGAGGAAGAGCACGAGGCUUACGAUAA